Molecule: messenger RNA, 2021 nt
Organism: Amorphotheca resinae ATCC 22711
Lineage: Eukaryota; Fungi; Ascomycota; Leotiomycetes; Helotiales; Amorphothecaceae
Exons: 2
Coding region: 107-1708 (533 amino acids)
Molecular function (GO): 1-alkyl-2-acetylglycerophosphocholine esterase activity
Source: RefSeq, a predicted model, not a curated record
UUUCUCACUCUCCAUUCCUCUCUUUGACUUGUCACUGCAUCUCUCAGGCCCUUUGCAACUUUGGUAUCCGGGAUUCUUGAUCGCGCCGCAAUUACACCAGGACAGGAUGCCCUCCUACUUCUCCCGUCUCAACCCUGUGCCGACCUUCCCCUCCUACACGGGGCCUUACAAAGUAGGGACCGUUGAUGUCGAAAUCCCCGUCGCCGAACUCGAAUCUCCUUCUCCCGCUCCCGACGACUCCAUCUCGACCGUCCAAUACCGCGUCUUUUACCCAUGCGAACCAGAUGCCAAAGGAAAGACGGCGACUUGGCUUCCAGCGCCGCAGCGGGGUUAUGUCUCUGCGUAUACACGGUUCCUGGGCGCUGGCUCUUUGCUGGCAGAGCUAAUCUCAUACUUCCCUCGUCUCCUCCAUUACAUUUCAAUUCCCGUCCUUAAGAAUGCCCCUCUCCUACCACCCACCACUUCAACUAAUCGCUGGCCGUUGAUGAUAUUUUCGCACGGUCUUGGGGGAUCAAGAAACGCAUAUUCAUACCUCGUGGGCUCAAUUGCAUCUCACGGCGUCAUUGUCAUUGCCCCUGAGCACCGCGAUGGCUCUACACCAAUAUCCUAUAUUCGAGAAGUCCCAUCCACAAAUUCUUCAGAAGAGAAAUCAUUGCCAAACAAAGCCAAACGGACGGUGAACUACCACCGUCUGUCCCACACACCCACUCCUGAAGUAGAGGCAGGACGGAACGCGCAAUUGAAGAUCCGCCUUUGGGAACUCGGCCUAAUCCAUGAUUCGAUCCUGAAGAUCGACAUCGGUAAACAUAUAACAAAUCUUAACUCAUCUUCUGUCUCCCUCGCAAUGUUCAAAGAUCAGAUGAACGUGCAUGAACCGGGAAAAAUCACCUUCGCAGGCCACUCCUUUGGCGCUGCUACUGUCACACAAUUCGUGAAGAGUACUUUCUACUCCCCCGAUAACUCAAAUGUCCCGGAAGGACAUGAGACGCUCUUCACGCCCUCUUCGCGCUCGCCAAUUGUUCAGCAAAUUACGCCAAACACUCCGGUUAUAUUACUAGAUGUCUGGUGUCUCCCCCUCCGCGCUGCGACCACAAGGUGGUUAUGGGAUAAACCCUUCCCUUGUUAUACAGAAAAUGGGCCAGGGGGGAAGGCGCUGUUAGCGGUAGAAAGCCAGGCAUUUUAUAAAUGGCAUGUGCACUUGAAAGCCACGAAACGUGUUCUGUCGCCCAAUCCAGCUUCCGACGAAUAUAACUAUCAGCGGGGAGACGGAACUGAAUGGGCCAAGCCUAACUUCUACUACGCUUCAACCUCGGCGCAUCUGAGCCAGUCUGAUUUCGGUGUCCUCUUCCCCUGGAUCACGCGGAAAUUCCUAGCGAUCGAGGAGCCGGAGAGGAUCAUGAAGUUGAAUAUCCGGGCCGUCCUGCAACUUCUUAGAUCCCAGGAUAUCGAGGUUAGCCAAACGAGCGCAGAGGAUAUGGAAUUGGAUCCUGAGACCGGCGUUGACACGAAAGAUGAUACCCUUAUAUUCGGAACGAAGGGGGAAAUCAGGGGGUGGAAUUGGCUCAGUACGGAUGUUCAUGAGGUUGAGGAUGAUGAACCGGAAGCCACCACCAAGAUAGAGAACCAGGAACACAUGAAAGAACCGACUGACGCCGUCAUUGGGAACGAGUUGAUGAAGCAGAAGGAGGGCACAACCGAGCGGCUGUAAGCGCAGCGGAAGAAGUUUCUUCAAGAGGCAGCCAGACGGGAGCUGAUGCUCCUACUACGCUAUCAUGAUGUUACGAAACGUGUUUAUGGGAAGGAAUUAUGUUUUACUUUGGUCGUUGCUCGCAUACCCGCGUCGUUUAUGGAGUUUGCCAUUUUAGAGUCUGGGAAUCAUAGGAAUAGACACGGGGAUAUGGAAAAGGAGCGGUUUAGGGGUGAAGCUUGAGAAUUAAAGCGGGUUUAAUAAUCUCUCAUUUACUCUGCACAUAAAGAUCUAUGUUCUACUCUUUACAGAAAUCUAAGGGCUCUUUAGUGGC